This is a messenger RNA of Daktulosphaira vitifoliae (grape phylloxera), 1038 nucleotides long. RefSeq lists its product as uncharacterized. The record is from RefSeq and is a predicted model, not a curated record. NCBI's taxonomy places the organism in Eukaryota, Metazoa, Arthropoda, Insecta, Hemiptera, Phylloxeridae. The transcript has 3 exons. The coding region runs from base 1 to 948 and encodes 315 amino acids.
AUGGAAUACCCAAAUAUUCAUCAAGUCAUUCUUCAACAACAUCCUUAUUAUAUACAAUCAAGAAAUGAGGUAUUGUUUUGUCCACUACCUUACAGUCACGUAGUAGAUGAUGAAGAUAUUCCUUAUGAAGAAGGUUUAGAAAUAAUAAAUAAAACAUUAACACUUGUGGUUAGUAGAUGUGUGAACAAAAAAAAUUAUAAAUUGGCUUAUACAAUUUUUUUGAACGCCAUUGAAAGUAUGGUCUUUACAUUCAUGUAUCGGUUCUGCGAGUUUGCAAUAGAAAUGAAUAAACAACGUGCUGAAAUAUCAUUUUACUUAGGAAAUUUUAGUGGAAAACUUGCUGAACUUAUACCGAANGCUGAAAUAUCAUUUUACUUAGAAAAUUUUAGUGAAAAACUUGCUGAACUUAUACCGAAAAUUAAUAGAGAAUGGAUUUCUCCUGAACCGCAUGAAUGUAUUUUAGAUGUUUAUAAAAAUCACAAAUCUAAGGAAUUCAAAUUUAAUAAAUUCAACAGAAAUUACAAAAAUGCUUUAUUAAACUGCAUGAAGUUAAUGGAAAAUAAAGUGCAUUUUUUAAAAGAACCUAAUAAUAUAUCAAUGAAUAAUAUGGCUAUGAAAGCAAAUGUUUUGGAUGUAACAAAUACAGUAGCGGUGAUUCGGGAAUAUACUUUUUUUCACCAUGUGGACAUGGCUGGUCAUGUGAAAGUGUAUGAGCCCUUACCACCAAGAUGUAUCUUAGAUGGACGAGAAGCACGUUGUGUAAUGUGUCGCAGUCAAGUAACAGAUGAUGAUGAUGAUGAACUGUCAAAGAGUUACAUAAUGAUACCAUGUGGUCAUGGUUGGUAUUGUGAAAAUUGCAUUGAGGACGAAAAGUGUUCAAUAUGUUCCAAGAAAAAAACAGAUAAAUUGUGUAUAAUAUUAAAAAACAAUGAAUUGCAUUCAAAUUAAUCCGUGUUCAUUAUGGCGCAUUGGUACUACAGAUACAUUGUGUGUAAAUUUGUAAAACAAUGAAUAAAUCUAUUAAUGUUAUUUCUAUAA